Messenger RNA from Pocillopora verrucosa, 1888 nucleotides. RefSeq names its product solute carrier family 22 member 15-like. Gene Ontology annotation, biological process: transmembrane transport. Lineage: Eukaryota; Metazoa; Cnidaria; Anthozoa; Scleractinia; Pocilloporidae. The record is from RefSeq and is a predicted model, not a curated record. Gene Ontology annotation, molecular function: transmembrane transporter activity. Gene Ontology annotation, cellular component: membrane.
ACACCUUGCUUAUUAGCGUUUUUUCAAAAGCCCAAACAUAUUUGUGCAUAGAGCACAUGUGUAAAUCGACCAAAGGUCAGCGAGAUUGGAAAAGAAACAGCACGUUUUCUACUCAAUUCAAGCCCGAGAGAGGUACGAUAACAAUCUUUGCACGAAAAUAUUCUCCUGAGAAUUCCAAUCACUCCAAUGAAGCUAACCACAGACGAAGUACUUGAGAGGAUUGGAAGCUUUGGUCGCUACCAAAUUGUGCUCAACAUAUAUUUCAAUAUUGCUUAUGCAUUAUGGUGGGCUUUUCCAGUCAUGGCAAUGGUAUUCAUUGCAUCGGAGCCCGGAUGGAAAUGCAAAAACAAUUCGACUUGCCCCUUUACUGACACCAUCAGUCUGGGAGACGACAGAUACAAACAUAGAUGCGAUAUUCCUCGGCAAGACUGGGACUUCGCCGACGACUUCACUUCGGUUGUAACUGAGUUUGAUCUUUAUUGCAAAAGAGGCGCACUUGGAUUUGUAUCAACCUCUGUGAUCUUUGCUGGAUUUAUAGCUGGUAGUAUUUCUGUCAGCCCUAUCUCGGACAAGUUUGGCCGGAAGCUCCCGUUGUUUGUGUGUGGCUUUUUCUGCGCCGUGUUCAACUUUGUUUCAGCUUUUUCUCCUGCUUUCUGGGUGUUUGCUCUCUUUCGAGCAAUCGUCGGUUUCAUGAUUGGUGCUUACAGCAUUCCACUGUUUGUUUUGACAUCUGAGUUCUCUGGGGUUCGUCGACGAGGGACUGCAGGUUCGGUUGUUUGGAUUGGUUAUGAAGUGUUCGUCAUGCUGUUAGCAGCAAUUGCGUAUGGCAUAAGAGACUGGAGACAACUGGUUAUUGUCACUGGAGUUCCUGGGAUCAUCUUUGCCGCUGGAUAUUUUUUCAUUCCUGAGUCGGUCCGCUGGCUUCUGAAGAAGGGAAGAUACACUGAGGCAAAGGAAACUUUGUCUAAAGUCGCUUCAUUGAAUGGUGCAGAGAUGCCAGACGAACCAAUUUAUUUACCGAAGGAGGAACGUCUUGGUGACAUUCGAGAUUUGUUUUCCUCUCUCAAAAUGGCUCACAAAACACUUGGUUGCUGGUUCAUGUGGUUUGCAGUGUCUUUCAUUUCCUGGGGGAUGAACUUUAGUACUCCCUUUGUGGGCGGUAGUGUUUACUCCAACGUGGCAAUAAGUGCAGGUGCCUCUCUUCCUUCCUAUCUUAUCUGUGCUGUUUUGACUGUGUGGUUUGGCCGCAGAAAAUCCCUGUUCAUUUCGUUCCUCGCAGCUUCUCUUGGAGCCAUCGGCGCCCUUUUGAUGACAGAUAAAGCCGAACAUGACAACGGUUUUUUGGCUGGUAAAAUUUUCAUGUCCAUGGUCGUUGCAAAGUUGUCCAGUGGCGUGGCAUUUACCUUGGUGUAUAUUUAUGCUGCGGAGCUAUUUCCAACAGCACUGAGGAACGUUGCCAUGGGUACGUCAACAUCCUGGGCUCGAGUGAGUGGUUUUGCUUCGGCUUAUGCCCCUCUUCUGCUGGAAAUUCACCGUUUUCUGCCAUUUGGAAUUAUGGCUGGCCUUGCCCUCGCUGCCGCUGUGAUCUGUCUGACAUUACCUGAGACACACGACCAACCCAUGAUAGAAGAUUUGUCUCAGGAUUCGAACGACAAAAAUCACAAACAAGAUGAAAACUUGAACGCAAAUGAUGUUACAGCUGAGGAAAACACUUUAUUGUGAAGUAAUUUUUUUUAUCUAUCUUCGUUCUGCUGUCAGAAGCAGAAGUGAAAAUAAUAUAAUCUUCUCCUUAUCAACACAAAAGUACUAGGUACCUUCAAUAUGUUAAUUGUAUAUCUUUGCUAUGGUACAAGCCAUAUGGCGCGAGUAAAACAUAUUUUGAUACAAA